Kluyveromyces lactis is the source of this 1740-nucleotide messenger RNA. It is a transcript of the gene ROK1, whose product is annotated as RNA-dependent ATPase ROK1. The record is from RefSeq and is a predicted model, not a curated record. NCBI's taxonomy places the organism in Eukaryota, Fungi, Ascomycota, Saccharomycetes, Saccharomycetales, Saccharomycetaceae. The coding region runs from base 1 to 1740 and encodes 579 amino acids. The transcript has a single exon. Gene Ontology annotation, molecular function: RNA helicase activity; nucleic acid binding; ATP binding. Gene Ontology annotation, biological process: maturation of SSU-rRNA.
AUGGAUAUCUUUAGAGUCUUGACUCGUGGAGCUAGCAUAAGGAAGAAUGGUGAUUCUAAUAGAACACAGUCUGCAGACUUUAGCAUGGCUAAUGAAAAGAAGAGUAAGACAGCUGGCAGCUCAAGUACACCAGCUAGAGAUGAACAACAAUUGACUAAGGAGUUGGAUUUUUUCCGUAAUAAGAAAAUCAUGAAUAAGGUAAAGUCUGAGUCAACCAAAGGUGAAGGUGAAGACGAAGUACAAGAAGAUAAUCAAGAAGAAGACGAAGAUCAUGCUGAUGACGAGACUGAGUUAUCCGGGAAAAUUAUCACGAAACAAGAUGCGUUAAAGUUACGUAAAUCUUAUCAAGGGAAUGUUUCAGGGAAUAGUGUUCCUUUGCCCAUCGGUUCUUUUGAAGACUUGAUCACAAGGUUCCAAUUCGAUAAGAGAUUGUUAAACAACCUCAUAGAAAAUAACUUCACUGAACCAACUCCGAUUCAAAGUGAAUCUAUACCGAUUUUGUUGCAUGAACGUGACAUGAUCGCUUGUGCUCCCACAGGUUCUGGUAAAACGUUGGCAUUUUUGAUCCCACUACUGCAACAGAUAAUCAACGAUAAAACCACAGUUGGUCUUAAAGGUUUAAUUAUAUCCCCAACAAAAGAACUUGCGAACCAGAUCUUCAUCGAAUGUUCCAAAUUAGCGAACAAGAUAUACUUGGACAAGAAAAGACCUCUGCAAGUUGCCCUACUUUCAAAAUCAUUAAGCUCAAAAUUAAAGAAUAAAGUUAUCAGUGAGGACAAGUACGAUAUUAUCAUUUCUACUCCCUUGAGAUUGAUUACUGUGGUUCAGGAAGAAGCCUUGAAUUUGGGUAAAGUGAAACAUUUAAUAUUUGAUGAAGCGGAUAAAUUAUUCGACAAGACAUUUGUGGAACAAACUGAUGAUAUCUUGAGUUCAUGUACUGAUCCACAUCUCCGUAAAACAAUGUUCUCUGCCACUAUACCAUCCAACGUGGAGGAAAUCGCCCAAACCAUCAUGAACGAUCCUAUCAGAGUCAUUAUCGGUCACAAAGAAGCAGCAAAUAUCAACAUUGAUCAACAAUUAGUAUUCUGUGGUAACGAGGAAGGUAAACUUAUAGCCAUCAGGCAAUUGGUUCUUGAAGGUGAAUUCAAACCUCCAGUAAUCAUCUUUUUGGAAUCUAUUACAAGAGCCAAGGCAUUGUUCCAUGAAUUGCUAUAUGACAAGUUGAAUGUGGACGUGAUCCAUGCCGAAAGAACUCAAGUUCAAAGAGAUAAAAUUAUCGAAAGAUUCAAGUCUGGAGACCUUUGGUGUUUGAUCUGUACCGAUGUGUUGGCUCGUGGUGUCGACUUCAAAGGUGUGAAUCUGGUCAUCAAUUAUGAUGUUCCUAGAUCAGCUCAGGCGUAUGUGCAUAGAAUCGGUAGAACAGGUAGAGGUGGUAGAUCCGGUAAAGCCAUUACUUUUUACACGAAACAAGAUUCUUUGGCAAUUAAACCAAUAAUAAACGUGAUGAAGCAAAGUGGAUGUGAAGUCUCAGAGUGGAUGCAAAAGAUUUCUUCCAUGUCCAAAAGAGAGAAGGAAUCAUUGAAAAAGGGUAAGGGUCAUGUGGAGAGGAAACAAAUCAGUACUGUUCCUAAGGUUGUAAAACAAAAAAAGAGACAAAGAAGAGAAAUGAUCGAAGCUUCAAAGAAACGGAAACUCUCUGUAUCGGAUGCCGAGGAAGAAGCUGGCAACGAUUCGACCUAA